CAAGUAUUUCAUGAUCUGCUGCGCUCUGAGGAAGAAUUUGUCAACGAACUGCGAGCAGUUGUUGAAAUUUAUGUCAAGGCACUGGAUGAUCCAAGUAUUGCGGAAGAAGUGAAAGCAAAGAAAGAUGAAUUGGCACUGAACUUGAAGCAGCUUCAUAAUUUUCAUGCGAACGUUAUGCUCAAAGGCUUACAGUACUAUUCCGAUGAUCCUGGCAAAGUUGGUCAAACGUUUACGCGUUUGGAGCGUGAUUUUGAUCUGCACAUUCAGUUUCACCACAAUUUACCGCACGUCAAAGAAUUAAUUGCUCAAAAACCAUUUCGGGAUUUUUUCCAGGUAUGUAAAACAGCAGGUAUGAAUUUGAUUGAGUAUUAA
This is a messenger RNA of Gongylonema pulchrum, 372 nucleotides long. The record is from the annotation of a GenBank genome assembly. Lineage: Eukaryota; Metazoa; Nematoda; Chromadorea; Rhabditida; Gongylonematidae.